AUGGCAUUUAAUGGGCAAACCCCCACGAUUAUCGUGCUGAAAGAGGGAACCGAUGCCUCCCAGGGUCGUGGUCAAAUCAUCUCCAACAUCAACGCAUGUCUGGCGGUUCAGGAUACCAUAAAGUCUACAUUGGGACCAUAUGGUGGGGAUUUACUCCUCGUAGAUGCAAACGGACGACAGACCAUUACGAAUGAUGGUGCUACAGUCAUGAAGUUACUGGAUAUUGUACAUCCUGCCGCCCGGAUAUUGACAGAUAUUGCUCGCUCCCAAGAUGCCGAAGUCGGCGAUGGAACUACCUCGGUUGUCGUCUUAGCUGGGGAGAUUUUGAAGGAGAGUAAGCAGUUUGUGGAGGAAGGGGUUAGCUCACAGGUCAUAAUCAAGGGAUAUAGAACUGCUGCUAGAUUGGCCGAGAACAAGAUCAAGGAAAUUGCGGUUAGAAUUGAAAAGGGGGACAGGAGAGAUACUUUGCUGAAGUUGGCAACAACCGCUAUGAGCUCGAAGCUUAUCAAGAGGAAUUCUACCUUCUUUGCUAAGAUGUGUGUGGAUGCGGUCAUGUCAUUGGACCAAGAGGAGCUCAAUGAAAGGCUUAUCGGAAUGAAGAAAGUACCCGGAGGUGGUUUGCAAGACUCGCUAUUUGUCAAUGGUGUGGCUUUCAAGAAAACCUUCUCUUAUGCCGGUUUUGAACAACAACCCAAGUCCUUCAAGAACCCUAAAAUUGUGUGCUUAAACGUUGAGUUGGAACUGAAGAGUGAAAAGGAUAAUGCCGAGGUUCGAGUAGAGCAGGUUUCAGAAUACCAAGCUAUAGUAGACGCCGAAUGGCAAAUCAUUUUCCAAAAACUCGAGGCGCUGGCGAAUACUGGGGCAAAGGUCGUUCUCUCAAAACUGCCAAUUGGAGAUCUUGCCACACAGUAUUUCGCCGAUAGAGACAUCUUCUGUGCUGGUCGUGUCACUGCGGAUGAUAUGGAUCGCGUUGUCAAGGCCGUCGGAGGCAGUGUCCAAUCCACCUGCUCAGACAUCCACGACAAACAUUUGGGAACUUGUGAAAGCUUUGAGGAACGCCAAAUUGGUGGUGAGCGUUUUAAUUUCUUCGAGGGUUGUCCUGCAGCCAAGACUUGCACUCUGGUCCUUCGUGGUGGUGCCGAGCAAUUCAUCGCUGAAGUUGAACGUUCCCUCCACGAUGCUAUUAUGAUUGUUAAGAAGGCUGUUAAAAACGACUACAUUGUUGCUGGCGGUGGUGCCCUGGAGAUGGAGAUCUCCAAGUACCUCCGCGAGUACUCCCGCACCAUUGCCGGUAAGCAGCAGCUCAUUAUCGCUGCUUUUGCAAAGGCGCUUGAAAUCAUUCCCCGACAAUUGUGCGAUAACGCUGGCUUCGAUGCCACUGAUAUCUUGAACAAACUUCGUAUGCGUCACCAUAACGGUGAGACUUGGGCUGGGGUUGACAUCGUUAACGAGGGCAUCGCAAAUAACUUGGAGAAGUUUGUGUGGGAGCCUACUGCCGUCAAGAUCAACGCUAUUCAGGCUGCCACUGAAGCAGCUUGUUUGAUCUUAUCGGUCGAUGAAACUGUAAAGAAUAAGGAAUCAGAACAGCCGCAAGGCGGUCCUCCCAUGCCCCGUGGUGCAGCCCAGCGGGCCAUGAGAGGGAGAGGAAGGGGUAUGCCAAGGCGAUAG
Molecule: messenger RNA, 1668 nt
Organism: Morchella importuna
Lineage: Eukaryota; Fungi; Ascomycota; Pezizomycetes; Pezizales; Morchellaceae
Exons: 9
Coding region: 1-1668 (555 amino acids)
Biological process (GO): protein folding
Cellular component (GO): chaperonin-containing T-complex
Molecular function (GO): ATP-dependent protein folding chaperone; ATP hydrolysis activity; ATP binding
Source: RefSeq, a predicted model, not a curated record